AUGAACAGCCAUUUAUUUAGCUAUGAGAAUAUUUUCAAAAACAACAGUAUAAAUAUAAUCGAUAAAAUAAAAGAAAGUAAAAAAAGGAAUUCAAAGGAGGGUGAGGAUACUGGAAAAGCUCACGUAGCUCAUGUGGAAGAGACCACUGAAGCGCAAACAUAUAGGGCAUCAUCAACCAUUUUAAACGAUGAAAAUGAACAAAGACGUAAUUACUACAUUAUUCCUAACAAAUACACUAGAAAUAAUGACGUGUGUGUAAAUAGUGAAAAGGAUGUACAAUCAAAUGCAACUAAAGAGGGUACAAUAAAUGUAAAUAUUGAUUAUGAAUUUCGAAGAGAGAGUAAUAGCUUCAUUAAAACCAGUGAGGAAUAUGCUUGUAGGUAUGCAGGAGCAACUGGGGAAUAUUGCGAAGCGGUAACGAAGCAGGAUGCUACUAAUGAAUGUAAAGGGGAUAUAACAAUAGAAGAUAAAAGUCAAAUGGGGGUGGGGAAAAAACAGCAAGUGGGGGAAGUAAGACAUCAUAGCGAAGGGAGACCAUCCUACUCCUCAAACACAUUAAAAGAAAAAUAUAUAAAUAUGAAAGUAAAAAAAAAGAAUGAUAUAUCAUUUCUUUUUAAUGAUUCUUCGGACAACAUUAUGAAUCAUGUGGAUGGGAUCAGAAAUAACAAUACUGAAUCGUUUUUCGUUUUUUCAAAAAAUGAAGAUAAGAUUAGGGAAACAGUAGAUAGAAGCACUGAGAAGGAACAAACAAAAGAGUACACUUAUGAGACGAAAUGCUUAAACGUGUAUAAUAUGGAAGACAGUGGAAUUAGUUCCUCCCUUUGUAAUGCAUUAAGAACGAACUAUGCGCAUAAUGAAUAUGAAACCAUGAAUGAAGCCAAGAAUGAAACCAUGAAUGAAGCCAUGAAUGAAGCCAAGAAUGAAACCAUGAAUGAAGCCAAGAAUGAAACCAUGAAUGAAGCCGUGAAUGAAGCCAAGAAUGAAGCCAAGAAUGAAACCAUGAAUGAAGCCGUGAAUGAAGCCAAGAAUGAAACCAUGAAUGAACAUAAAAAUGAAAACAAAGUAGACAAAGGUUUGUUAUCACCUUUCAGUGAUAAUUAUUGUGAGAGUGCAACCAAUGAGAAUAGAAAAUUCAACCUUAAAGAUGGAUUUAAAGGUAAAGGUAAGCAUAUAAUUAAUUAUCAUCAUAAAGAGGUGCAGCCGUCUGUGAGUAUUUAUCAGCAUGAGGGUAUACAUCCGAACAGUGUAUUUUUGAAAAAUAAAUUUUGCUCAAAUGACAGUAUUUUACUUUACGAUAAUAAUACAAUGGAGGUAAAACAUAAUUAUAUAGAAAACACAUUUAUAAAUCUAAAUGGUGAGAUGAAUAAUAAAAAUGAACUGGUACAGAACAUUUCACUUGAUCAUGAUAACAACAAGUGCUUAAAUGCACAUUAUCCCAGUUAUGCAUAUUGUAAAGAAGAAGCAUCUUCUAAUUUACGGCAAGAAGAUGUAACAAGGAGAAAUCGUGCAAUCGAUGUGCCGCAUGGUGAUAGAGAAAUUUCAAGGAAUAAUGUUAUGUGUUUCUGUUUUGGAAAUAAUGGUAUGUUUUAUUACACAACAGGAUCACUCGUGAAAUGCCAAUUUUUAAUUAGUGUUAUCGAUGAAAAAACAAAGGAAAAGAAAUAUAGACGUAGUUAUACUUAUGGACAGAAUGAAAAACACUUAGAGGAAUAUAUAUAUGCCUUGAAAAAUUUCCCGGGCCCAUUUAGCCGGAAAAGCAGUAAAACGGAUGAAAGAAUCAAAGUUUUCUUGAACGGUCAUAUUAAUAUGAACAAGGCAAGAUACUUAGAAAAGGAGGAGGAAGAACAGGAAGAAGAAGAGCAAAGGAGGGGAUGUAGAGAACCCGGAAAAGAAGUAGCAAAGGAAGCAGCAAAGGAAGCAGCAAAGAAAGCAGCAAAGGAAGCAGAAAAAGAAGCGGUAAAAGAAUCAGGAGUUGGCGUAACGGCAGUGGGAGCUUCCGGGGAAAACAUGUACGAGUGCAUACAAAAAAUUUGCCUGUACAAGCAUCUGCUGAACAUUAUGAAUAAGCCUCAUCUGCUUAACUUCAACUUGCAAAGCGUGAAAGGUGAAAAGAAGCCCAUGAAUGAUAACUCAAAGGGAGGUAAGAAUAUCGUUUCCUAUUUUUUAGAUAGCUACAAUAGUCAGCACCAAUACAACCCCCAAGAUAUGAAGCAUAACAAAAAGCACCAUUCAAAUGAGCGUUCCUAUGGAAGUUACAAUCAUCAUGAUGAAAACAAGAGCAGAGAGAAUAAAAAUGGAUCAGGGGAGGAUGGGAACUCCACCAGUUUUUCCAGUUGCUCCAUUUACUCCAAUUACUCCAGUUGGUCCAACUAUUCUAGUUAUUCCGAUUGCCCUAGUUAUUUCAGCUAUUCCGACUGCUCACAUAGUAGCACGCAGAGAAAUAGAGAGGGGGAAAGAAAAGGAAGAAGAAAAAAGAAAGAAAUAAAGGAAGAAAUAAAGGAAGAUAUAAAGGAAGAAAUAAAGGAAGAAAUAAAGGAAGAGAAAAAGGAAGAAGCAAAAAGGAAGAAAAAAAGGAAGAAGAAUGAAAUGGAGUUAUUCGAAAUAACUACAAAAAGUAAUAGAGAUAGAAAAGGCAGUAGGUUUACUGGAAGAAGCAACCCCUUGAGGAAAAAUCAAAAUAAAUUUAACGAAGAGAGUAACAUGUGUAAGGACUUCUACACUCAGUUGUACGAAAAAAACAUAAAUAACAUUUAUAUAAAUAAUUAUAAAUAUGAAUUCCUAGAUUUUGUAGAAAAGGAAUUUAUCAUCAUAUUGCAUACAUUAUUACAACAUAAGGAAAGAAUAACCCUGGAGGAUUCCUAUUUAGAAUAUUUCUAUUUGUGUAUAUAUAACAGUAAAAAAGCUACUAGAUUAUGUAUAAAGAAAGAAUUGUAUAAAUAUUUCUUUUUAAUUUUAAAAAAAUAUAAUAGAAAAAAAUAUUACAAGAUGAUAGAUCAGUAUAUAAGACAUAUAAACAAAUCAUUAAUCAGCAGCGAAAUGGAAAUAACAAAUAGUAUGAAUAAUAUAUACAAAAUUUAUAAUUAUAAUAUAUAUGAUGAAAUAUUUAAAGAAGCUUUUAUUUUUUUUAUUUGCUUAUUGAAUAAAAAAAAUAUGACUUUUAAAAAAAAUAUUUUGAUAAACUACUGGUAUAUAUUUUAUACCUUAGUAUUUCAUAACUUCCUUUUUCAAUUUAAUGAAAACGAAAUUAAUUUUUAUGAAUACAAGGAUGACAUAAUCAACUUUUUUACGUAUUUAAUAAAUCUUCUUUAUGAAAAUAAACGUGUAACUGAAUCGCAGUUCUUAUACCUAAUCCUGUCUGGCAACCCUUGCAUAUUUCAGGUAACAAAUACUAAGGUCGGUAAGUGGGAUACCCCUUACCCUAGAGCAAAAGCGGAUACAUCUACGUAUGUCAAUGCCUCUGGUAUAUCCUCCGCUAUGUACUAUGCGGAUACGCCAUGCGCAGUUGCUCCAUAUUCUUCUGUCCCAUACGCGGAUUGCCCAUGUGCAGCCACACGUUACUCCACUUCUUAUCGCGAUGCCAGAGACUUCAACAUAUUCUCUUUUCAAGUAUGUGAUAUGUACGAAUAUCUAUGCAGAUAUGAUGAAGACAGCUUUUUUUACGAAGAUUUAAUUUUUUUAAAAAUAGUUUAUGCACUUACCCUACUAGAGUUUGGGAUCCUGUCGCAGGCAAAGCAAUAUAUAGACAUAUUACAUUACUACAUAGAUGUAAUUAAGAGUAAGAAAAAGAACAAUGAUGUUGUUUAUUUAUAUUAUUCACUACUGAAUAGAGUUAGAUAUAUAUUCCCAUCAAUUUUGUCGAAAGAUGAAAACAAAUAUGGGAUUUCGUCAUCGUGUAAUGACAACUGGAAUGAUAGUAUUUACAGCUACAGGGUAAUAACUCCCAAUCUGCCAUCUCAAGAGAUUACCUUUUCCAAGGACAAUGAUGCAGUCGUGAAUACAUGUUAUGAUGGCCUACUCGAUGACCCACUUAACUAUAAUAAUAUAAACCAUAGCUUGAACCAACCAUUUAACAACGAUAUACGGGAGGCAGUAAGGAAUGAACAACAUUACGAACAACAUGAUAAUAGAAGGUAUAAUAAUAAUGAAGAUGUUAGUGCCCCUACAUACAACUCAAAUUUUAGCAUUAUGCACAGCGGUAAUUAUAACGUACGUGAAUUAAACAGCAAUAAUACCCCAUUCGAAAGAAAUUAUAUGUUAACAACAUCGGAAGGGGUAUUCGAAGCAUCAUCGAAACCUAAAGGAAGGAUAACUAAAGAUACAGUGGAAUUACAAAGAACGUUGAACCCACCACCAUAUAGUGAAUGCAUGGUGCAUAAUGUUCAUUCCAUACAAAAUGUACACAUGUGUGGACUUCCAUCAAUUAGCAAUUUGAGCCUUAAUAAGAUACAUGAUGAUAUGAAUGCAUUUAAGAAUAGCUAUGAGGUUAAUCAUCAAAUCGAAAUUAAUAAACAGUAUAUGAAUGAAAAGGAGGAGUGUUUUUCUAAAGAAGGAGGAUACGUUCUAUAUGAUGGUAAUUCUAAUCAACAAGUUGAACAAAAGUAUGAUGAUCAGGUAAGUUUUCAAAAGUACUAUGUGCAGAGUGAAAAGGAUACCUCCACGUACAACGGAAAGAAUAACACGGAAAGGCUGUCCAUGGAGAUAUAUGCCCCUCUUAUGCACGGAAGUAAUAUGGUGCAUGAAGCUAGUUACACAGUAUAUGGGCACAUGCAGCAAUUCAGCAGUACUAGCAGCAAAAUUGAUAGAGAUUACAGUGAUAAGAAUAAUCUUCGUAAUAAUCAUCAUAGGAAUGGUAGCAAUGGUAGGAAUGGUAGGAAUGAUAGCAAUGGUAGGAAUGGUAGGAAUGGUAGCAAUGGUAGCAAUGGUAGCAAUGAUAGCAAUGGUAGCAAUUUUAAUGAUUAUAAUGAAAGAGAUGGGGAAGUUUUUAGAAGGGAGAAAGACACGAACCCUUUCAGAAUCGAGAAGUAUGGCAUCCUUGAUAACCGAGAUAGUAGCACUGCCAUGGAUAAUAGGCCAAAUACUACGGUGAACAACCCGAUGAGGAGCACCUUGAUGAAGGAGGCCAUGUACAAUAACAACUUAAAAGUGCAACCAUCAAUUAAUGUAAGUGUGCAUCCAAAGAAUCCACUACAUACGAACAACUAUGAUACGUCAAAUAAUGCAGUAAUAACUGAUGGUAAUAAUACACUAACGAAUAAUGAAACGAAUCAAGAAUCAACCUCUACCAAUGUGAAUAGAACUUGUAAUGUAUCAAGUCAUGAACGGUCUACUAGUGAAGGUAACAUGGACAUAAUAAAUAUGGGAAAAAAUUUCAUUACUGGUUUUUUUUCAAAUAUAAAGGAAAAAAUAAAAAAAAAUGAUAUAGAAGAAGAAGAAAAAGAAGAAGAUAAUAUAUUUUAUUAUGAUUAUGAAAAAAAAAGAUGGAGGGAAAAAGGUGUAACAUCUGAUGAGGAAAAAGAAAGAGAGGAGCAAAAAUUGAAAAGAGAAAUGAAUAUUAAAAACACUGCUCCCCCUCGUGUGGCGCAGAAUUAUUCCAACACAGGCAAAAAAUAUCCCCUCGACAAAACCGACGUUCGAAGCAGGUACGUGGACUACUUUAACUGA
Messenger RNA from Plasmodium malariae, 5661 nucleotides. Its product is annotated as conserved Plasmodium protein, unknown function. The coding region runs from base 1 to 5661 and encodes 1886 amino acids. The record is from RefSeq and is a predicted model, not a curated record. Lineage: Eukaryota; Apicomplexa; Aconoidasida; Haemosporida; Plasmodiidae. The transcript is spliced from 2 exons.